UACUCCAUUGAGGCAAGCCCCCUAAAAUGUUUAUGGAGCUUGGAAGAUUUCUGAGCGGACUUCAACAAAGUAACCAAACGGAGGUAAAGCGCCACAAUAACUUGGAUUCCGGGCCGGAAAAGAUGUUGUAGUCUUCGCCUGUGAGCAGCUCGGACUUCUGGAGAAACAACCCCGUCAUCAUGGAGCUGGACGAGAAGAAGAAAUAUGGUGAUCCCAAAAAAUAUGACCCGUCCUUCAAGGGCCCCAUCCAGAACAGGGGCUGCACAGACAUCGUCUGCUGCAUUCUCUUCAUCAUCGCUGUACUGGGCUAUAUUGCAGUGGGAAUCCUAGCCUGGUCCCAAGGUGAUCCAAGGAAGGCGAUCUACCCCACAAAUAGUCGAGGCGAGUUCUGUGGGCAGGCCGGUUCUGAACUAGAGAAGAAGCGGCUGUUGUUCUACUUCAACAUCAUGAAGUGUGCCAGCCCCAUGGUGCUGCUUUCCUUCCAGUGUCCAACCACACAGAUGUGUGUGGAGAAGUGUCCCGACAAGUUCAUGACCUUAGUCAAAGCCUACACCAACAAAAAGGACUUUGAGUACUACAAAACCUUCUGCAAGGACGGUGUGAAAGACGAUAUGGGCACACCAGCAAUUCUGAGAGACGGUCUCUGCCCCCCCAUGCUGAUCCCCAGCAAGUCAUUCACCCGUAGGUGCUUUCCAUCUUUGGGCUUGAAAGGAGGUAUAAUAACUAUAGGAAACAGCACCACGUUUGAUGACGGACUAGGAAAGACUGACAGACCGGCCAAGGAUCUUGUGGACGGCGUAAAGAAUGCCACUGUGGUUAUGGAGGCUCGUCAGGUGGUUAUAAAAAUCUUUGAGGAUUAUACGCAUUCCUGGUAUUGGAUCCUCAUUGGGCUGGUUAUUGCCAUGCUCGUCAGCCUGCUUUUCAUCGUCCUCAUGCGCUUCCUGGCCAGCGUCAUGAUCUGGUUCAUAAUCAUCGCUGUGAUACUUGUAAUAGGAUACGGCAUCUUCCACUGCUACAUGGAGUACGCUGACCUGAAGGGGGAGCCUGGUGCUAAUGUGACACUACAGGAGUUGGGCUUCCAGACCGACUUCUCGGUCUACCUGCAAGUCAGACAAACAUGGCUGGCCUUCAUGAUUAUCCUGGCCAUUGUGGAGGUCAUCAUCAUCCUGCUGCUCAUCUUCUUGAGGAAGAGGAUCCUCAUUGCCAUUGCUCUCAUCAAAGAGGCCAGCAGAGCCAUUCGCCACAUAAUGUGUUCCCUGUUUUAUCCACUGUUCACUUUCCUCCUCCUGGCAAUAGUCAUCGCUUACUGGGCAGUAACUGCUGUUUUCUUGUCCACCUCCAAUGAGCCCAUCUACAAAGUGAUGAACGAGUCGGCGUGUCCGCACUCUGCAGAAACCUGUGAUCCAGCCAACUAUUCAACGAAUCAGAUGAAGAAGGACUCUGAUUCGGAGUGCCUGUUUGCCUUCUACGGGGGAGAAACGGUUUACCACAAAUACCUGAUCGGCCUGCAGUUCUACAACGUCUUCCUCUUCUUCUGGUGUGCCAACUUGGUCACCCUGCAGAAGACAAGGCCGAACCCCCAGGCUAUGAACGCCCUGAUGGAUGCUGAUCAGCUGAAGCCGGGUCUCCAGUAUAAACUCGUAUCCCAAACCGGGCCCGUUCAUGUUCCGGUCUUUACGAUGGCCGUGGAGGUGGACGGAAAGACAUUUGAGGCUUCUGGCCCAUCCAAGCGCACUGCCAAGCUGCACGUAGCUGUCAAGGUACUGCAGGACAUGGGCCUGCCCACUGGGGUGGAAGUGAAAAGUACCGAACCAGCUGUUAAAGUGGAAGAAGCGGCGGUACCGGUCACGGCAGAAGAAGUAAAACCGACAGUAGCAGCCACUGAAUCUUCCACUGCUGCCACCGGAGCGGCUGGUGCUGCUCCUGAAUCUACUGAGAGCGCUCGCCAACAGGGACCAAUUCUGACUAAACACGGCAAGAACCCCGUGAUGGAGCUGAACGAGAAGCGGCGGGGCCUCAAGUACGAGCUCAUCUCAGAGACGGGCGGCAGUCACGACAAGCGCUUCGUCAUGGAGGUGGAGAUAGACGGGCAGAAGUUCCAGGGCACAGGGUCCAAUAAGAAGGUGGCCAAGGCCUACGCAGCCCUGGCUGCCUUGGAGAAGCUCUUUCCUGAAGGCUCUGUUCCUGAGCCAGCCAAAAAGAAGAAGGGACCGCCCAUGCACGCAUUUGGCAUGAUGGGCGGCAUGGAUGCUGGCGCACCCAGAGGUAGAGGGAGAGGACGAGGUCGUGGAAGAGGCAGAGGCUUCAAUAAUGGCGGCGGCUACGGCCAAGGAGGUGGCUUUGGAACGUAUGGAUAUGGGAACAGCGCUAACUCUGGCUACAAUUACUACGACCAUAGUGGGGCAAAUGGAGGAGCCGGGGUAUCGAGCAGCCUCUCAGGCGGCCUUCCCUUCGGCUCCACAGAGGCGCCGGCUCCGAGCUACGGUUCAUAUUACCAAAACGAAGGAUCCUACGCUGCCCUGGGUGCCAACAAAAUGGCCAAAAAGAAACCCCCGGUGCUGAAGGGUGGGAAGGCAAACAUUCCUGGUCCCCCUAGGGGACCCGCAGGGCCUCCAGGAGGCUAUCUGUCAAGCGUCUCCGCAGGGCAGGGCUCCUACAGCCAGUAUGGGCCAGUCAAGAAGACUUUCAGCCAGAACCAGGGGGGUGCAGGUGGUUAUUCCUACAGCACCGCCUACCCAAGCCAGGUGACAGGAGGCGCUGGAGGGAACCAGGAAUACAAUUACGACGGCUUCAACCCCCAAUCCACCUACGGCGCGCAGGGAGGUGGCAACCAGGGCUUCGGCUCCAACCACUCUCAGUACCACAACCCCGGCUUCGGCAGGGGUGAAGGCAGCAUGGGUUACCAGUACAGAUAGGUUGUCACCAGUCCGUGAGCAGCACCCUGCGUCAGUGUUCUCGGCCCUUCUCCAAAGAGAGCGAUGGAAGACUUGCCUGUGCUCUUUGCCUUUUCCAUGUUUGCUUCCUAUGUGCUUUCGGUUUUAGAUGUAGCACAUGUUGGCACACUUUGAGAUAUGUGGACUUUUCAAAUGUCUUGAGCUGAGCUAUGGUUGAACUAGUGGUCUGUUUCAGUGGCGCGACGACUUCCAAGUCUUGUUUUGGUUUUAUUUAUUUUCUUGAUCUUUUGCUCCUGGUCCUUACCACCUAAUAUGAAGACUGAUGUGACAAACUUGGUGUUAAGUCAUGACUUUAGUUUCCUUCUUGAGAUGGCUGGAAAAAUGUGAAAAGCAGUUUAACCAUAUUUUUAUGACUCUUAUUUUUUUUUUGGCUCCAUUUUGUGGUAAUUACAAUGUACCCAGGUAGCUUUUUUUUCCCCUUCCAGCCGUGGUUGUGAUUUUUGACUGUUUUUGUUAUUUACCUGAUGUAAUGUGGUGAUUUCUCAGUCUGAUUUUUCUGGAUAACUGGAACAUAUAUUCUGCUGUUUAAAUCCACAGCUCUGCUCAAUGUAGCUUUUAAACUGGGUGGGGUUUUCUCUUGUUAAUGUGUUUUUAUUAAUAAAUUCUUUUUAUUUUGAAUUAACAGUUCUA
Messenger RNA from Fundulus heteroclitus (mummichog), 3584 nucleotides. Its product is annotated as choline transporter-like protein 2. The record is from RefSeq and is a predicted model, not a curated record. NCBI's taxonomy places the organism in Eukaryota, Metazoa, Chordata, Actinopteri, Cyprinodontiformes, Fundulidae. Gene Ontology annotation, cellular component: membrane. Gene Ontology annotation, molecular function: choline transmembrane transporter activity; double-stranded RNA binding. Gene Ontology annotation, biological process: transmembrane transport; choline transport.